Messenger RNA from Monodelphis domestica (gray short-tailed opossum), 4635 nucleotides. RefSeq names its product myotubularin 1 (gene MTM1). The record is from RefSeq and is a predicted model, not a curated record. Gene Ontology annotation, molecular function: phosphatidylinositol-3,5-bisphosphate 3-phosphatase activity; phosphatidylinositol-3-phosphate phosphatase activity. Gene Ontology annotation, biological process: mitochondrion distribution; phosphatidylinositol dephosphorylation; negative regulation of autophagosome assembly. Gene Ontology annotation, cellular component: cytoplasm; membrane. Lineage: Eukaryota; Metazoa; Chordata; Mammalia; Didelphimorphia; Didelphidae.
CCCUUGGUUCUAGUCCACCCAGUACCCGCCUUCCCUCCACCCUCCCUCUUCCCACCUCCUCCCCUCCCAACCACCCCCUUUGCUGGUCACGUGGCUGGGCCCCCCUCACGAGCCCGUGGGAGGAAAGGAGAGGGAGGGGAGGAGAGGAAGGCUGGCGGGGGUGGGGAAAGGGAGGAGGAAAGGGAAGGGGGUCGUGAGGGGGCGGAGUGCGGGCCCCUUGCCCUGAGCAGCCUUGGCAACAGCAGUGGUGGCGGUGGCCGGGCCGAGGUGCGUCAGGCAGCUGGGGCAGCCUUGGCUCCAGCUCGGGAGGCGAGGACACUCCUUUCUGUGGAGUUGAAGGAGGGAGGAGUAGGCAGCGGAUCCCCGAGCUUCCUCAGCUUGACUCCUCGGCCUCUCUGCCAACAGGCCCCACCUGUCCCUUUCGGGACCCACAGACGGACAGUCGGACGCACUCACGGGCAGCCUAACGCUAAGAUCCUCCAGUAUGGCUUCAGCAGCCACACCUAAAUAUAACUCCCGCUCUUUGGAGAAUGAUUCCAUUAGGAGGAGCUCAAGAGAUGGAUUUACUCGAGACCUCUGUGAAGAAAUUCCUCGACUUCCAGGAGAAACUAGAAUUACUGACAAAGAAGUAAUUUACAUAUGUCCAUUCAAUGGCCCCAUUAAAGGACGAGUUUACAUCACCAAUUAUCGAUUGUAUUUAAGAAGCUUCGAAACAGAUUCUGGAGCAUUACUCGACAUUCCUCUGGGUGUCAUUGCAAGAGUUGAAAAAAUGGGAGGAGCUUCAAGCCGAGGAGAGAAUUCUUAUGGACUAGAUAUUACUUGCAAAGAUAUGAGAAAUCUGAGAUUUGCUUUGAAACAAGAAGGUCACAGCAGACGAGACAUAUUUGAAGUCCUCACAAAAUAUGCCUUUCCACGGUCACAUGGUUUGCCAUUAUUUGCUUUUUUAAAUGAAGAAAAGUUUCCUGAAAACGGGUGGAUGGUAUAUAAUCCAAUUGAAGAAUAUCGAAGGCAGGGAUUGCCCAAUGACCAGUGGAGAGUAUCUUUUGUCAAUAAACGCUUUGAAAUGUGUGAAACGUAUCCUUCCAUUCUGGUGGUACCAUAUCAUUCCACAGAUGAUGAUCUCAGGAAAGUUGCAACUUUUAGAUCCCGUAAUAGAAUUCCGGUGCUGUCCUGGAUUCAUCCAGAAAAUAAGAAUGUCAUUAUGCGCUGCAGUCAACCUCUUGUUGGUAUGGGUGGCAAAAGGAAUAAAGAUGAUGAAAAAUAUCUUGAUAUUAUCAGAGAAGCUAAUGGACAGAUUUCCAAACUUGCAAUCUUUGAUGCAAGACCCAGUGUAAAUGCAGUAGCCAAUAAGGCAACAGGAGGAGGAUAUGAAAGUGAUGAUGUCUAUCAUAAUGCAGAAAUUUUCUUCCUGGAUAUUCAUAAUAUUCAUGUCAUGAGAGAAUCCUUAAGAAAACUGAAGGAUAUAGUUUAUCCUAAUGUAGAAGAAUCUCAUUGGCUAUCAAGCUUGGAAUCAACGCAUUGGCUAGAGCAUGUCAAGUUUGUCUUGACAGGAGCUAUUCAAGUUGCAGAUAAAGUGGCCUCUGGAAGAAGCUCAGUGUUGGUGCAUUGCAGUGAUGGAUGGGAUAGAACAGCACAGCUCACAUCUCUAGCCAUGCUAAUGUUAGACAGCUACUACCGAACCAUUACAGGCUUUGAAGUAUUAAUACAAAAAGAGUGGAUAAGCUUUGGACACAAAUUUGCAUCGAGAAUAGGUCAUGGGGAGAAAAAUUAUGCUGACACUGACCGCUCUCCCAUUUUUCUUCAAUUUAUGGAUUGUGUAUGGCAAAUGUCUAAACAGUUUCCUACAGCUUUUGAAUUCAAUGAACAAUUCUUGAUCACCAUUUUGGAUAAUCUCUACAGUUGCCGUUUUGGUACCUUCUUAUUCAACAGUGAAUAUGCUCGAGAAAAAGAGAAAGUAAUGAUGAAAACUCUUUCUUUGUGGUCAAUGAUAAACAGCGAUAAAGGAAAGUACACAAAUCCUUUUUAUACUAAGGAGCUGAACCGAGCUUUAUACCCAGUUGCUAGCAUGCGCCAUUUGGAACUCUGGGUGAAUUAUUACAUUAGAUGGAACACAAGGAUGAGGCAACAACAACCAGAUCCAGUGGAGCAGCGUUACAUGGAGCUGUUAGCUUUGCGGGAUGAAUAUGUGAAGAGGCUUGAAGAAAUGAAAAUGACCAACUCCGCCAAGCUCACCAGCCCCUCAGCUUCCUCUUCAGCCCCCUCCCAAAUGAUGCCCCAUGUUCAAACUCACUUUUAAAAGGAGAAUCGGCAUUCUCUGGAACCACGCACUAGUGUAGAUCUCCUAUCCUUAAAAGGAAUUUUUGAAUGCUUCAGAUUUGCACAUUUUUUCUUAGUUCUUUCUUUUUUUUUCUUUUGCGUCCACAUAGAACUUGAACUAAAGCAGUCCUAACCUCUUAAAAUAUGUGCCUUUCAUAGUACACUAUAUGAGAGAGAUGCAACAUCCUAGUAGCAAUCAGAAUACUAGAAAGUAUUUUGAGAAAAAUGUAAUACAAUUAGUUUUUUAAAGUAUUUUUAUUAAUAUAACUGUAGUUUAUGUCCUAAAUACUAUGGAUACAAUCUAGUUUAUGUAUUUAAAGCAUCAGUGUUUUGAAUUAGAGGUUAAAAAGUUAGGAAUCCAUUUUUCCCCUAGUUUAUUCUAACAGCUUACGUUACUUUAUAUUGUCUAAAAUGCAACCAGAUCUAAAAGAUGUUAGUGUUAAUGCCAAUAGAAACAUCAAACUUGCUUAGUGUAGGUCUCCAGAAGUGAGGUGUUUUACAUAAUGGCCAAAUUCUUUACCAUUGCAAAUGAUGCAUUUAGGAAAAGUAGGUGAGAGUUUUUUCCUCAUUUUGGAAAUGAAACUUUGUCUCAAAUAUAUUUAAACUCACCCCAUGGCAAACUUAUGGAAGGAUAUAAAAAAAAGAGUUGUACAGUCUGGGCAAGCAUAGAUGUGUUGGGAGCUGCGUUGUUGGAAGGGACAUCCCCAUCAGUACAGUCAAAGGUCCAGUUCAGCACGUGGAGGAGAGGUCUAUUUUUCCAUGAAAACAUCUUUCUGGUAGGUCUCAAUUAAUUUAUAAGUUUUCCAAGUGUUUUCUAAAUAUUUUCUGUCAAGAAGUUGUCUAAAAUAGGGACGGGUUUUUAGUUUGGAACAAAACCUCAUUAUAGCUUCAUCAUAAAUGUCCCCGUUCUGCUGCUCUUGUCAAUAUUUUCAGAAAAUCUGUGCCUGGCCAGAGCAGCCUGCAUAGGUACCAAAGUUGGAUUGAGCAUCUCUCCUGUAGAUUUUUGCUGCGUUAUCAAUCUUAAGGUGACUCUCCAUGGGUUCAUUUCAUCUGAGGGUGUGUGUCCUUCUUGAGAGGCUUGUGAGAAGUUUUGGUUGAAAUGGUUUUUCCAUUUAUUACGUAAAACUGAUUCGACAACCUCUUACUUGAAGCAUUUGGCAAUUUGCUUUUUUUCGGGUAUGCCUUUCAGUGCUAUUAAAUGCAGUUUAAGAAGCACAGACCUUCCUCUUUGUUAUUUGAACUAAUUCAUAUGGUAAACCUAUUUUGAGAAGCACUUGGGCUAUUCAGAUACAUUCAAUAUGUUUUACAGUAAUUUGUAAAGAACUAUUUAUAGCUGUGAUUAUAUUUUCACAUAGUUAUCUGAGCAAGGAGAAACUUAUCUUUGUAAAUUAUUGUAUAGGCCAUAGCUGCGUGGGUCUACCAAAUAAGCCAUCCAGAUACAGUAGUAUAAUAAACAGAGUAUGUAUGUAAGCAUAGAGACAGGGUUUUAGACAUGAUCGUUCUUUUUUAAACACUGUAACACUGUAAAUAGUUCAUAAAUUGCAUUUUAACCACACGUUUUAGUCCCAUAAAAAUUAAGCAGAGUAGCUUAAUAGGACUUUGGGAUGUGUUAUGAAAACUUUUUCACUGCAAUAAUAAUUGAACACCUGCUAUGAUCAAUGUAUUGUACUAAAAAAAAUUGCACUAUAUUUUCAGGGAAAUAACUAUUUGUAUUAUGUUCUAAAUUCCCAGGAUUUCUACUUAUAAUUUCCUCUUUCUGUGUUUUGUAUGCUUUUCAUUGUAUUUCAAGUAGCAGUGUUCUAAGGUUCUUCAAAAGCUCUCUAAGCAUCAGUUAAUGGGCAUUUAACUAAGUGCAUUAAUUCAGUGAGCAAGGAGACUCAACUUAUACACGUAUAACUUUAUAAUACAGAUUUGAAAGCAUAAUUGCCUUUAUUCUGGAUUUUGUUUUUAAAGUUCUAGGAGGGAUAUACGGAGUGAAGCUUCAUGGGGCAGAGAGCACUUGAUAGUAUGGGAGAAAAUUAUAAACCUGCAUAUGAUUUUUUUUUACUUAGUCAACAUUUUAUGACAAUAAGCUGAACCUGGGUGAAACUUGUACGGCAAGAAUUAUAAUCACAGUUUGAUGACAUUAAGCAAAUUUCCAUUAAGACAUCAAGAGACCAAUUGAGAUCGUAUCCUCUCUUUUGAUGGAGUAAGUAAAUCAUUCUAAGUCUGCCUGGAAAAACCUGUUUGUUGAACAUGCAUCAGAAAACAAAAAUGUAAUGGAAUACUUUUUCAUUUGUUCUUAAAUUGGCUAUCAUUAAAUAAAAGGCUAUGAAAAUA